UUGAACAGUUGGUCGACGUUCGUCUUCAUUGAACCUUUUGCGCUCUGGUUUCUUCAAAUAUUUGUAUCUCGCAACGGCGGCUUACAGCCACUGGUCAUCUGCAGAAGGCCUCAUCAGCUGUUUCAUACGCUACUCUCGCCACAUAUCUUUCACGGUCAUUCAUCGAAUAUGGGAAUUAUAACGUCGUCUGAUGAAUCGAUACAGAAAUUGUUUACCUACAUUUAAGGUGACUGGCUCUGGAUUAGACUGUGACAAUGGCACAAAUGCCUUUAAGACCAUAAAAACCUUGAUGUGUAACACUAGCUAAAAUGACUUCACUUCUGACGAGGUUUUGUGCUUUUGGUCGUGAAUACUUGAUUAUCACAGGUGGAAUAAAGGAGACCACAGACUAGCAGAAAUUCGAUGAGGACCGAAGCAUGCCGAGCGCUGAGUUUUCUUCUUGGGUACUGUAUUAGAUAUUAAAUCUCUCCAGAUUAAGGGGUCGUAGAUUCUGUGAUAAAACUAUUAUCAAAUAGUUUUCAAGUUGAACAGUUCUAUAUUUAUUAUGUAUACAUCCCCCACGUUGUAACCUCUCACCUGCAGUGACGAUGGUACGUUCUUCACCAACCAAAAACGUCGAAACAUAUCAGUGAAGGCGUACGGCCGUGCUAUAUUGGGAUCUCGCAUUUUCCAAUUUGUGAAAUGUAAGCUAUGUCAGGUAAACGCGUUUUCUCAAUGCAAGGUGCAAUUAGAUGUGUACGCUAAUUCGUGACUGAUGGAUUAUGUGUAAACAUUCCAAAUUGGUUUUUCGUCUUUCCGAUCACAUGGACCAAUAGAAGGAAUUUGACGUUACUCAUUCGAUUUGCGAGCUAUUGCAUUUAAAAAAGAAUACUAUAUAGUGUGAUGGUAGUUUUGCUCUUAACUAUUACAGGACGAGCGCUUUAAACAGGAAACAUAAAUGUAAUGAAAAUAUUUACGUAGCAGGUUUAAUCAUAUUUACACACGGGACAUCUAUUCAUUGAACUGGAAAAGUUAUAUAGGAAAGCAACAGCUUUCGGUACCGGCAAACUGGAUUCGCUCCGCGAAACCAUUACGUCCCGUCUCUUCCCGAGGUCGUCUUCAUGUAGGCAAAGGCGUUCCAAACGUUCGCCCAAGAUGUCGGGAGAGGAACAGACGGGAAGAGCCGGUGCAACCGAACGCAACGAGGAGUAUGAAAGGAUGGAGAAAUGGCUGGACGACCACCCAGAGUUUACGCACGAUUACUUUGCCAGGAAGGCCAAAAGAACCAUGGUGGACGGGUGGCUGCUUGCCCAGGCUCUGUCGCACAGUCCGAACUUCAAACAACCAGAAACCAGCAAUUCCAGCGGCUCCAACUCUAGAAAUAAUUCUGGCACUAACACUCCCGUGCGGAAAAUCUCGGCGCAGGAGUUUGACCGCGGGGAUACGUUGAAUCCCAUCGUAUCGACGGUGGACGGCGCUCGGACGUUUCUCGGACCGUCGACGUCACAGACGUCGGUCUCAAGCAAAUUCCACCGACGCCCAAGAACAGAACUGAAAACUUUAGACGAAAAAGAACUUAUGUAUGAAUUAGUAAUUGACAUUUGUAAUGAACUAGAUGUCAACAGUCUGUGUCAUAAGAUAUUACAGAACGUGUGUAUUUUACUCAAUGCAGACAGGUGUUCGUUGUUUUUGGUGCACGGGCGGGAGGAUGAGGAUCGUUUCUUGGAGGCCAAACUCUUCGACGUCAGUGCUGAUACAACUUUGGAAGAAGUGUGUGAAAACAGGGAGGCGAUUAGAAUCCCCUGGGGGACGGGAAUCAUAGGUCACGUAGCGCAGACGGGAGAACUGUUGAACAUUCCGGAUGCGUACAAGGAUCCAAGGUUUAAUAAUGAAAUUGACUUGCAAAUGGGAUAUAGGACUCACAGCAUUUUGAGUACACCAAUCAAAGACUGUGAUGGGGUAGUCAUAGGCGUGGCUCAGGCUAUCAACAGAACCAACUGCAAAGAUGAACCUUUUAAUCUGCAUGAUGAGAAGAUAUUUUCCAAUUACAUGGCAUUCUGUGGAAUAGGGCUGAAGAAUGCUCAACUGUAUGAGAAAUCCUUACUAGAAAAUCGAAGAAACCAGGUCUUGCUAGACUUGGCAAGGGUAAUAUUUGAAGAACAGAACAAUGUGGCCAACUUGAUCUACAAGAUUAUGAUGCACACUCAGUCCCUUCUUCAAUGUCAGAGAUGUCAGGUCAUGCUUAUUGACGACCUCUGCAAGAAGAAUAUCAAACACUGUCCGCUUGGCAUGGGGAUUUUUUCUCAAGUGUUUGAUCUAGAGAAUACCGAUUUUGACAACAGUGAUACAUUUAACAGAGAAUGGCCUGCAGAACCUAGAUUCCCUAUUCACAUUGGCAUCUCAGGCUAUGUUGCAGCUACAGGACAAACUUUGAAUAUAGUAAACGCAUAUGAAGACAAAAGAUUUGAUCCAACAGUGGAUAUUGAUCCGAACUUUAAGACAAAGGCCAUCUUAUGCAUGCCAAUCAAGAAUGCACACGGAAAAGUUAUUGGUGUCACCCAACUGAUCAACAAGCUAGAUGGGUCCAUUUUCAACAAGAAUGAUGAAAAUCUGUUUGAGGCAUUUGCCAUUUUCUGUGGCUUAGGAAUAAACAAUACCCAGACAUAUGAAACUGUGAUGAAAGCCAUGGCAAAGCAGCGCAUUGCCUUGGAAUGCUUGUCCUACCAUGCCUCUGCUCCGGCUGAUGAAGCUCAGAGACUCAAAACCAUGGUUAUCCCUUCCACUUACGCGUACAACCUGUUGGACUUCAGCUUCAGUGACUUUGGGCUGGAUGAUGAUGACACCCUGAAGGCCAGCAUAAGGAUGUUCAUAGACAUGAACCUGCUGGAGAGGUUCAGGAUCAACUAUGAGACUCUUUGUCGUUGGAUUCUGAGUGUGAAGAAGAAUUACCGAGAUGUGACUUACCAUAACUGGAGACACGCCUUCAAUGUGGCCCAGACAAUGUUCUGUAUGCUCAAAUCUGGUCAAAUGGAUAAUAUACUCACUGAAACCGAGAAGCUGGCUCUAAUCAUCGCCUGUCUUUGCCAUGAUCUAGAUCAUCGGGGCACCAACAAUCAGUUUCAGAUCAAAACCUCCUCCCCAUUAGCAGACCUGUAUUCUACCUCCACUUUAGAGCACCACCAUUUUGACCAGUGCAUUAUGAUUCUUAGUACAAAGGGGAAUGAUAUCCUUAGUAACAUCAGGCAGGAUGAGUACGAAGAGGUCAUACAGAUGCUGGAGAACGCCAUCCUAGCCACAGAUUUAGCUCUCUACUUCAAGUUUAGGGGCGAAUUUUUCAACUUGGUAAGGAGCAGUGAAACAAACUGGAAUCGAGAUCGAGAUCGAGAUUUGCUGCGAUCAAUGAUGAUGACAGCAUCUGAUGUGUCAGCCAUUACCAAGCCAUGGGAAGUGCAGCUAAAGGUCGCUGAUCUCAUAGCCAGUGAGUUUUUUGAACAAGGAGAUUUAGAGAAAACUCAGUUGAACAUCAAACCAGCAGAGAUGAUGGACAGAGAUAAGAAAGAUAGACUCCCUGACAUGCAAGUGGGAUUCAUAGACUCAAUCUGUUUACCAGUCUACCAGGCUAUUGCAGAGAUAUCUCCCAGGCUAGAACCUCUACUAGAUGGCUGUAAAAAGAAUCGACAAAACUGGCACUUUCUGUCACAACACACCAGCAAGCAUCUUGUGGAUGAAAGCAGAAAGGAAAAUGAAAGUAAGGAUGACAGCAUCCACGAAAAUGAAGAAAUCGAGGAAGAGGCAAUGGAAAAUGAAAACAAAGAUGAAAAUUUUCAGCUUAUGGAUAUUGAAAGUAGUGAAGAAGCAGAAAACAUUCUACCCGUAGUUAGCUAAUGACUUAUUUUUAUUUUGAACCAUGUAAAUAAAUGUCCUAUUCUCUAUUUAUAAGUCCCGUAUUGUAUUUCAGUCUGUCUCAGAUGACCCUGGUUUUGUCUCAGGGUUGACUAUGGAGUAUUUAAGGGUCUCAUCGGUGGGUUGUCUGAAACAGGAGGAUAAUAAUUAUGCUUUAUAUGAAGUCCAGUGUACGCCAUGUAACUAAUCCAUUCAACCAGCCAUUGUGAUAUUUGCUAUGUUUCAUUGUAAUGCCAUUGCUGUAUUAUCGUAACAAACUAUCUGAGUUUUUUUUUAUUAAUGUUUUAUCUCAUGUGAGAAACAGACUAUGCUUUGAUAAAAAAGAAUUUGAUUAGUUUUGUUCAAUGUCAAAAUGCAAACAAGUUAAGAUUGAGAUUUCUCAAAAUAUUUGUAAUUUUACAUUCAUGCAGAUACAAUCAAUUUGGUUUCCUAGCAUUUAAAAAUAUGUAGUUUAUGUACAUGUGUUUCAAAGGUUCAUUUUUUUCUCAGGGUAGGUUAAAAAUUAAAUUUUAAUUUUCAGGUUUAAAAAAAAAUGUGCUGAGCUUUUGCGUUUUUGUGAAUUAAUUUUGGGUAUAUCAUGGUUGAUAUUACAGACUGUGUUCAGGAAAGUUUUUAAGGAGAGGGCGGAGUCAGAAAUUGUUGUCAUUAUUGCGCUUUAUAAAACCACUCUUUGGUUUCUGCCAAAUUUUGAAUAAUUCAUUUCAUGUUUAUCCAAAACUCCUUGGAUUGAACAAAUAAAUACAUUAAUAAUAUAACAUGUAAUUGAUUGAAAAGAUGUUUUCAUCAUGGUAAACAUCAUUUCACCUCAUGUUACAACUAGACAGAUAAGCUUCAAUCAUAGAAGCUUCUGCGGUUCAAAUGUAAUCUUAUUUGAAUCCAGAGAGACACUUUUCUCUAAAUCAUCAUGUAAUAUUUUUUCCUAGAUAUGACAUUUAUUCAAGCAGUCUAAAUUUUUGGGUUGGGGUUGUUUUACAAGAAUGAAUGGAAAAGUAUUGCAAAGUGUAUGGUGCUGAUUUAAUUUAUCUACCGAUGUGUACAUGUCAUUUCAUUUUCUUUGUACAAUCACUGUAAAACUUUGUUAAUUGUAAAAGCCAGUCCCAAAUUUGUUCUAAAUCAUCUCCCUAACCAUGUAUUUUAUAAAGUGGAUAUGAAAACAUUUGUGUAUCUUCUAACCGUAAUGUGCUGCUUGUGUGUACAAUUUCUUCAUGUCUUUGCAUUUCUGACUUUUAUAUGUAAUAUUUCAAAUUUCACUUUUUCUCUCUCAAUGAUUCUAUGAAACAUUUGUACUCUAUAUCUCUAUCUCUCUGUAUUUUAUGAAAUAAAUUAUUUUAUGUAAAUAUAGUAUAGAUUACUGCAAGAGUAUGUAAUUAUAUUAAUUAAUAUAAACUUGAUUUUUCAUUUAAUUUAAGUAUGUGUGUUGCAUAGACUGUUCUGUUACUAUUUGUUUUGGCAGCAGAUAUGUGGGUGUUGUAUAAAAAACUUUUGCCUUUCAUUCGGGCAUUGUGAUUUUUUUCUGUGAUAACUUCUUUUUCUUACCCUUCCCAAAUAAAACAAUCAUACAAGUC
This is a messenger RNA of Magallana angulata, 5447 nucleotides long. Its product is annotated as dual 3',5'-cyclic-AMP and -GMP phosphodiesterase 11-like. The transcript has 19 exons. The coding region runs from base 1135 to 3864 and encodes 909 amino acids. Gene Ontology annotation, biological process: signal transduction. The record is from RefSeq and is a predicted model, not a curated record. Gene Ontology annotation, molecular function: 3',5'-cyclic-nucleotide phosphodiesterase activity; protein binding. NCBI's taxonomy places the organism in Eukaryota, Metazoa, Mollusca, Bivalvia, Ostreida, Ostreidae.